CUGUGGUAACUGUGUUGUACGGCUGCAGAGAUGCGAGACGCAGAAAAACAACGAGAAACGCUGGAAAUGGAAAGGCAGGACGGGGAAGAGGACAGAAAAAAAUAAAGAAAGACAAAGAAACCGCCUGAGAUGUUCGGAGACGCCGACGAACACUGUCUUUGUGGCGCUAUUUGGAGAUAAAGAGGAAAAAACGCGAGGAGAGAUCGGAUUGUGCAUUGAUCCGAAUACAGGGGAACGGGAGGGGUCGAUCAUGGGGAACGAAGCGAGCCUGGAAGGAGGCGAAGGGCCGCUGUCUGGGCUACCGGAGGGGCUGGCACCCGACGGGAAGGGCGGCUUCGUCCGGGUCUCCGACGGGACUCCGGUCAACCUGAGCGAACUCAGCGAGGAGCAGAGGAGGCGGCUCGACGCGGCGGUGUCAAGGGCGCAAGGCAGGCAGCCCGGAGGCGCAGCAGCUGCACGAAGACCUUCAGAAUCUGAUGCCCACCAGCGAUCUCCACAGGCGGGGGCCUCCAGGGGCCCGACAGGUCUCAGUAAAAGUCGAACUGUAGACGCUUUCAACCAGGGUCCACCUGGGAGAGCCACACCGGGCCGCAGCCCCUCGUCCCUCAGCCUUUUUGAAUCCAGAUUCCGGCAGGAGCCAAAAGACUCAGAGCCCAAGUCGACCGGCAUGUUUGGCUCCAGCUUCCUGAGCGGGGCCAACCCCCUCAGUGCUGUGUCCUCUAUGACCUCCUCUGUGUCGUCCUCCAUAUCGUCUAUGGGCGAUUCUGUCAACAUCUCCAAGUUGGGACUGUUUGGUGAUGAAGAGGAGGGAGAUGCAUCUUCGGCACCUGAGUCAAAGCAGGGAGGGAGGGGCCCAGGGAAGGGCCCUCAGCAGGGACCAGGUCCGAAGGGACCACAGCAGGGAGGACCCCAGAAACAGGGACAGGGCCCUCCUGGGCAGGGGCCAAGGCCAGGGCAAGGACCUCCUGGUCAGGGACCUAGGCAAGGUCAGGGGCCCAAACCAGGACAAGGCCCUCCUGGCCAAGGGCCCCCUGGGCAGGGUCCCAGGCAAGGCCAAGGACCACCAGGUCAAGGCCCCCUAGGGCAGCAGGGACCUAGACCAGGUCAAGGACCACCAGGCCAAGGUCCCCCAGGGCAGCAGGGACCUAGACCAGGUCAAGGACCUCCAGGCCAAGGAGCCAAACAGGGUGGACCCCCUCAGCAAAAAGGUGGCCCACCACAACAAGGACCAGGGAAACCUGGACCCAAGCAGCAAGGGCCACAAGGUCCUGGGGCUCAUCCCAGGGAGCCGCCAGCAAAGGGUGCGGACCCCCCUAGUCAGCAGGGAGCUGGGAAGCCUGCAGGUGGACUCUGUCCCCUGUGUAAGACCACCCAGCUGAACACUGGAUCUAAGGACCCGCCAAAUUAUAAUAACUGCACUGAGUGUAAGAACCAGGUCUGCAGUCUCUGUGGAUUCAGCCCCCCAGACUCAGCGGGUAAAGAGUGGCUAUGCCUGAACUGUCAGAUGCAGCGAGCGAUGGGAGGAAUGGAUCCCCCCGGCAUGACGAGGCCCAAGCAAGGCUCAGCUCCACCCUCGCCCCAGAGACAGGCACCUGGGAAGCCUGGUAAGCUGCUGAUCAAGCAGCAGAGCACCACCGACCAAGGGUUAACACCGCCAACCACACCCAGGCAGAAAUCCCCUGGUCCUACAUCUCCAGGACCGCUUUCCCCGGGCUCCUCUUUGGGAGGUUCCCCUAAAAUUGACCCCAAGACCGGUCGUCCCAUUCAGCCGAAAUCCAGUCCCCAGCAGUCUCCCGCGAAAGCGAAACAGGAGUCCAGCUUCUUCGGAGGGUUGGGAGGUAUCAGUUUAGGAGGCCUCACAGAUGCAGCUAAGCCUCCUGCAGCUGCCUCCCAAGCUGCCGAGUCCGUCACAGGGAAACUGUUCGGCGGGUUUGGUGGGUUGAUGGAAUCGUCGAAGCCUCAGCCUCAGGCGCAGGUGGCGACGAAACAGGAGGAGUCGGUGACUGGGAAGUUGUUUGGAGGUUUCGGAGGGUUGAGCGAUUCAGCCAAGCCUCCCGCGGCCGCAUCGCAGAUGUUCAGCUUUGGGUCGUCCCUCUUGAGCUCAGCCACCAAUCUCGUCACUGGGGAGGAAGAGAAAGCGGCGGCUGCUCCGCCCGGGUCACCGCCGGACUCCCCCGCUGACUCCGGACCAGGCUCUCCUCCGGAUUCUGACCCCGGUUCGCCUCCCGACUCUCCCUUCUCCGCCCCCGGGUCUCCCCCUGAUUCGGACUCUGCUCCUGACACCCCACCUGCUAAGUCCAAGAAACCACCCAGAACCAUUUCUGUGGAGCAGAAAGAGAAGGCACCGCCAGCAGCCGAACCUCCUCCUACUCCAGCUCCUGCUCCAGCCAACGCGACCAAGGAAAACUGUCCUCUCUGUAAUGUGGAGCUGAACAUUGGAUCUGCAGACACACCCAAUUACAGCCUUUGCACGGAGUGCAAGAAGUCGGUGUGCAAUCUGUGUGGAUUCAAUCCUACACCUCACUUAGGGGAGAAAGAAUGGCUUUGCCUCAACUGCCAGACCCAAAGAGCCAUGGCGGGCCAGCUGGGAGACAUGCCACCUCCAUCUAUGGCAUCCCCAAAGAAGGAACCACCUACUCCUGCUCCCGUACCUCCCUCCACCCUUACCCCUGCUGCUGUAGAUAGCAAACAUUUAGUAGAAGCAGCAGGCCUAACCCCACCAGCUCCUGAGACCAAGGUAGUGCCUCCAGCUAUUCCUGCAACCCCUACUGAUAGCACACUAAUUUCACCUUCUGAUAGUAACCCUCAUCCCGAGACCACCCCACAGCAAACAGAACAGACAAAAGAACUAGAACAACCUCUAAACGAUGAAUCAGCACCUGAGAAUGUAAUUCAUUCUGAACAAGAAGGUCACAUUACAGAGAGUGUAGAAGCAGCAGCAGCUGAGAAACAGCAGAGCAGCUCAGAGGAAAUGGCAGGGGACCAUCCUCACCCUGAGACACAACCAUCUGACUCUGAUCAAAAACCGCUAAGCACAACUGUCAAUGAAAUCCCAGCCAUUGAGCAACAACAGAGUAGUUCUGAGAAAGCAGCAGAGGACCAUCCUCAGCCACAUACAGAGAUAUCUAAUGUUGAGCCAACAACACAGAGUGCAUCUGUCAUUGAAACCCCAGCAGUUCAGCAACAACAGGGUAGCUCUGAGAAUGAGACAGAGGCCCUUUCUCUCCCUGUGGAAGGUGAGACGCAGAAUCUAUUGAGAAAUACAGGUUUAGACAAGACAACUGUCCCUGAUGAAGCAGAAACUGAGCCAAAUCCCAAGAUUACCGAGGCUGAGGCUCCCCUGGCAGAUAAUGAGAAAGUGGAGCCCACUCCAGAAAAGCCUCCAGAAGUGACAACACAUUCAGCUGAGCCAAAGCCUGCCUCGAUCCCCGAAGCUGUCACGCAGACAGCAUCUCCCAUUCAGCAAGAUCCUACAGAUAUAAAUGUAAAAGAAGAGAAAAUAUUAGAGGUUUCAAAUGAGAAACCCCAAAUAGAUGAAGCCCAACAAACUCUAGCUGUACAAACCCCAUCAGAAGGAACAGACACGGCUUUAACUGUGGACCAGAAAGAUAUCGCUACAAAACCAGAGGCUGACAGUGUCCAGAAUAAUGUUACUGCAGAAAUAAAGCCAGAACCAGUAGCUCCAGUAGCCCCUGUCGACAAAGUUGAUGUCCCUAUACCAGACAAGGCUCAGGAAGAACUACAACCAGAACCAGAAAAAUCAGAAAGUCCUUCAUUCGUGUCAGACGAGCAAUCUGUCUCGGCUUCAGGGGGUAAAAUUCAGGCAAAUGAAAGGGAAAACGAACCAAUAGAAAAAGAAACAAAUGUAAAAGAGGAGAAAACACUAGACAUUUCAAAUGAGAAACCCCUAAUAAAUGAAGCCCAACAAACCCCACCAGAGGCAACAGACACAGGUUUAACUGUGGACCAAAAAGAUAUUGCUACAAAACAAGAGGCUGACGGUGUCCAGAGUACUGUUACAGCAGAAAUAAAGCCAGAAGCAGAACCAGUAGCUCCUGUAGCCCCUGGUGACAAAACGGACACCCCUAUACCUGACAAGACUCAGGAAGAAUUAAAACCAGAAGCAGAAAAAACAGAAGGUCCUUCAGUAGUGUCAGAAGAACAAUCUGUCUCAGCUUCAGGGGGCAAAGUUCAGGCAAAUGAAGAGAAAAACAAACCAACAGAAAAACAAACAAAUGUAAAAGAGGAGAAAAUGAUAGAGGUUUCAAAUGAGAAACCCAAAAUAAAUGAAGCUCAACAAACUCCAGCAGCACACACCGAGUCGGAAACAAUAGACACAGCUUUAACUGGGGACCAAAAAGAUAUCACUAACAAACCUGAGAUUGACAGUACUGCAGAAAUAAAGCCAGAAGCAGAACCAGUUGCCCCUGUAGCCCCUGUUGACAAAGCUGAUGUCCCUAUACAUGACGAGACUAGAGAAGAAUUAAAACCAGAAAAAUCUGAAGGUCCUUCAGUAGUGUCAGAGGAACAAUCUGUCUCACCUUCAGAGGGAAAAGUUCAGGCAAAUGAAGAAGAAAGCAAAUCAACAGAGAAACAAACAAAUGUAAAAGAUGAGAAAAUAAUUGAGGUUCCAAAUGAGAAACCCAUAAUAAAUGAAACCCAACAAACUCCAGCAGCACAAACUGAGCCAGAAGCAAUAGACACAACUUUAACUGUGGACCAAAAAGAUACUGAUACAAAACCAGAGGCUGAUGGUGUCCAGAAUACUGUUACUGCAGAAAUAAAGCCAGAAGCAGAACCAGUAGCUCCUGAAGCCCCUGUUGACAAAGCUGACGUCCCUAUUCCAGACAAAGAAGAAUUAAAACCAGAAUCAGACAAGUGUAUAGAAUCAGAAAGUCCCACAGCAGUGUCAGAUGCACCAGCUUCAGAGCGGAAAAUUCAGGCAAAUGAAGGGGAAACCAAACCAACAGAAAAAGAAACAGAGCAACUUCUUAUGGCAGACAACUCAACUCCCUUUGUUCCAUCUGACAGAGAAACUAAGGCUCUAGAGAAAGCCAAUGAGGGGAACAUUGUUGAAAAUAAAGUUUCUCAGGAAGCCAUUAAUUAUGAAGAAACAGCUAUGCAGAGAAUACCUGAGGGGCCUGAUGAGGAAACAUCAGUCGAGAUAAAAACAAAUGCAGCUGCAGAGAGGGCCAUUGAGGUAAAAGCUGACGUAAGAAAAGCUUCUGAAGAAGAGCCAGCUGAACAGAAAAUAGUUGAGAACACAAAUGACGAGAAACCUCGGGAGGAGUGCGCUAAUAUAGCAAGAUUGAGUCCAGCUCUGAACUGUGCUGAAAACGAGACUGUUUGUCCCGUAAUAGAGAAGAAUGAAUCAGAACCAGCAGCAGAGCUCGCUCUGACUGUCCCUGAGGAAAUGCAAAAAGAAGAAAUACAAAUGCAUAAAGAAAUAGAGCAAGCAACAAAUGAUACGCCUGCUGGGAAAAACCUUGCUGAGACAGUGUCAUUACCAGAUAAAGUAGAGGAUAAGAAGUCUAUGUGCAAAACAGAGAGUGUAUCACAGAAAGAGGAAAAUCAGACACCAGAAGAAGCAGUAUUAAAAGAAGAGGUUAACACAGUUCCCUCACCUGCUGAUUCUAAAGAGCAAAAAAAGGUCAGUGUCGAGGUGUCAGAGCGAAGUGUAGAGACGUCGUUAUCCCCAAGUGUUAUUAGUGAGACACAAGCCAUAGAUAAAGCCUGUGAGGAGAAGCUCUUCCAGGAUGAGGCCGAGGCUGACUCACAAAAGACAAACAGUAGCUCUGGAAAUCAACAUGCAGCAGACACUGAUACUUUCGCUCUGACAGACAGUGAUGAGAAACAGCGUGAGAAAGUUGCUGAGGUGUCAAUCAAAGAGACGGAAGCAGAACAUAAGAAAAAAGAGGAUGAGACACAACCUGUUGCAGGCAACAUCCUGAAGGCUAUUUCAGUAUCAGAGAAGAGCACAGUGUGCGACAGAUCUGGCACUGCAGAGUCUGAAGUAGGAGAGAACAAAGUGUCAAAGGCGGAUGAAGUAUCAGAGGCAGGUCUUGAAAAUGGAAGUGUGUCUGUAUCUGUAGCUUCUGUCCCUGUAGCAGAACCUGAAACCCCAGUUUCUGUAGUUAUUGAGCAGGAGAAAGGCCAAAAGGAAGAGAAUGCCGAUAUGGAGACGAAAGAGGAGGCUAAAGUUUUACCUCUGGAAAAGUUCAUUGAUGAAGAUGCUGUCUCUGAGGUGAAAACAGUGGAGACUUUGAAGGAGACUGGAAUGAAAGAAGCACCUGUCAACGAGGGCAGUCCCACCAGCCCAUCAGAUCUAGCAAAGCUGGAAAGCACCGUCCUUCCCAUUCUUGAGGCGCAGACAACCGCGCAAGAAGAGGAGAAACGAACGGACACUCUAAAGACCAGACGUAAAUUAGAGGUACUUCCUCUCUCGCCUGACUCACCAAGCUCAGAAGAGGACAGAGAACUUUCCGAGAAGACUUUCAAAGGUACCACAAAGAAAAAACUCCUUGUCCCCAUGGAUGUAAGGGCAGAUUCCUUGGAAGAUUCUAGUGAAAGCUUUGGAAAGGAAAGCCCAAUGUCGGGAGAUGAUGAGGAAUUUAUCAGAAAACAGAUAAUUGAAAUGAGUGAGAAUGAGGAUGCUUCCCCAUCUGAUGAGGAAAAUAUAGUACGACAAAAGAUCAGAGAGCAAGAGAAGAGACAAAUGGAUCAGAAGAAAACAGAUACUGUAGAGAAAAGCCUAUCAGGAAAAACCAGACGACUCACCAAGAAAACCACUAUAAGUCCAGAUGAUGAAGAUAAUGAAAUCCACAUCUCAUUGGCUGAACAUGAUAAAGAAAAAGAGGAAGGACUAGAACCAAAAGAAGAACAGCGUGGUACAGCAGUUCGCAAAUUCCAAACGAUGGAGCUUAAUGCAACAAGCAGCCCAUUAUGUACACAUAAUGAUGAAGGAGAGCCUGAAAUGGAAAGCCUGACGGACUCUCCUGAUGAUCGGUCUAGAGGUGAGGGGUCUUCCAGUCUACAUGCAUCCAGCUUCACUCCUGGAACAUCCCCAACAUCCCUCUCAUCACUGGAUGAAGACAGUGACAGUAGUAGUCCUAGCCAUGCCCGUGCUGGUGAGGGUAAACAACACAGGAAAGCCAAACACAGGCAACCCGGUCAAAUGCUACCAACUAUUGAAGACUCUUCUGAGGAGGAGGAGUUACGGGAAGAAGAGGAACUGCUAAGGGAGCAAGAAAAACAGAAGGGCUCAGGGAAAAAGUCCAAGAAAGACAAAGAAGAGAUUCGAGCCCAGAGGAGACGAGAGCGUCCAAAGACACCACCAAGCAACCUUUCACCUAUUGAAGAUGCCUCGCCAACUGAAGAACUGAGGCAAGAAGCUGAAAUGGAGGAGAUCCGACGAUCAUCAUGCUCUGACUUUUCCCCCAGUAUUGAAUCAGAUCCUGAAGGGUUUGAAAUCCAUGCUGCAAAGAUUGCAGCUGUCCAAAAAACAUAUCAGUUGCCUAUAUCUGUAUCUCUUCACUCCCCAACAGAUGAUGAAAACACUGAGAACGUACAGAAGAAACCUCUGAAAUCUGCUGAUGAGGCUUAUGAAGAAAUUAUGUUGAGAGCCAAGUCUCCAACAACUGACAAAGGUGAGAUUCAACCACAAAAAGAGUCCCUUUAUGGAGGCAUGCUCAUUGAAGACUAUGCCUAUUCAUCUCUCAUCGACAACUCAACGACUGAUCUGGGGGAACCAGAGAAGAUUAUUGUCCCUGCGCAGCCCAAAAAGCUGAGAUCACCAGAUGAAGUUUAUGAAGACAUGAUAAAGAAGAGAAAAGAAUUCAUGCAGCUGGAGCAGGAAUAUCAGAAGAUGCAGCCAAAAAGCACUACCCCAGAAAUUGUUCUGCAACCUGCAGAGACUACCUUCUUCAGAAACAGUACAAUAACAUUAGACAAAGAUGGGAAGCCACUGUUGGAUGCUGAAACUGCCUACGAAGAGCUAAUGAAAAGAGUACUCACUCCUGGAACAAGUCCAACUCAACAGGGCCCCGAAGUGGAAGCUACUGCAUCUAGAAAAGCACUCCAUCCUAUCCCAGACUUAAAGGUGACUCAGUGCUCUUCUGGGGAGGUAUCCUCUGAUGAAGAAUACAGUGCAAUUAAAAAGGAAGAUGAGAUAACUGCUGUGUCAGACGUGUCGGCAGCAACAGACAGUGAGCCUGUGAAAGACUUUUCUCAACCUCCUUCAUCCUCCACAUCAAAUCAGGAACCUCACACCACAAUCACAGCAUCCCAGGCUGAUAUUGUGGACUUAUCUAAUGCAUUCCCAAGAACAUCAACCCCUGUGAUUUCCAGCGUGUCACCCUUGCCCACAGUGCCCCAGUACACACCCAGUACACCCAGUGUAGUGUCAACUGCCCCACCCAUACCCCCCAAGCCUAAUGUACUGCGUAGGGAUAAUUCUCAGGAAAAAGCAGAAGAAGCUGUUGCACCACUGCCUCCUCCUACCCCACCUAAACCUACAGUUUUUCCCAGGAAACCCCCAGUUCCACUUCCACCUCAGGCUUCAGCAACUUCAGUAAGGCCAGAGACAGUGGCUAUGAAUAUGACCCAAGGACCCUCUACAAGACCAGCAGUUACUCCAACGUACAAACCUCACGUUCCCCCACCUGUUCCUCCAAAGCCAUCCAUUCCUGCAGGAAUUGGGGACAGCCACAGACCAGGACAUAGUGUCAAACCACCAAUUGCACCAAAGCCUGGCUCACAGCCUUCUUCACCUGCCCAUACUCCUCACCCACCAAGACCCACUGUACUUCCUACAAGUCCCAGUGACACAGUCCUGAAUCUCAGCCCCUCUUCUGAAAGCAAGACGUUUCAACCCUCGCCCUCUUCUCCAAGAUAUGCCCGCAAUCUUCGGGACACAUAUGUGGUCAUCACACUGCCCUCUCAACCAAGCUCUCCAGUAGACAAUGUCACAACUCAAGCUCCUUCUAGCCCUAGCCCAGCAUCAUCUGCACACCAGCCUCAGCCAGAGAGUUAUCAGCAACCACAUCCUCAACCUCAGUCAUAUUCUCAGCAGCAUCAACAAACAGUUCCUCCCCAACAAACCAGGGUGCCUCUGGCAUAUACACGUGUCACAGAAUCUAUUGAAAGUCAAGAGAUUUGUGGCCCAGAAAAACAUGUUUCUAGUUCUUGUCAUAUAAUUGAGGCUAUAUCUGCCUCAGCUCAGGCACCAGUGGUUAUGCCUAACCUCAUCUCUCAAGUGGUCACUACAGAAGUUCAAAGAACCACUGUUUCUGUUGUUCAUGAAAGGACAACACCUCCAGUGCCAGCUCCAAGGGCAAAUGGUGUCCCAAUCUCAAUGGAGAAACCGAAGCCUCAGGUGCCAGCACAGAAUGGUCAUGGCUUUCAACCUUCUGAAGUGGUAGAUCUAAGAACAAUGAAGGUGGAUCCAGGAUCAGACAUGAAUGGCGUAGAUCUUUCUGCUAGCCCAGACUCAAGACGUCAGUCGUUUGUAACUGAUGUCAGUCGUCAAAACAGUGCAGUGCAGUCACCUGUGGUUAACCUCAGUGCUGAAUCAUCCACUGUUUCCAUUGUGACUGAUAGUAUUACCAUUGUGACUUGUGCUGCUACAAUCCAGCGAUGUGACAAUGUUGACACCUCUCAAGCAUCUUCAAUGCCCCUUCAGCUAACAAAAAAUAAGGCAUUUGAACCAGUUUCUCAAAUAAUAUAUCGGCCAAUUGAUUCUCAGCCCUCUACUCAUGCUACUGCAGAGAUCCCUAUAAACCUCUCAGUUGGAUCGAGCACAGGUGGAGGGGCUUUCCAAAGCACCCCUAUCACUAUUGCACCCACUUCUGUUCCAAGUUGUGUUGCCAACGGAUUAACAACAGGUAUAACCACAGUAGCUGGAGCUGUUGACCUCAGCACGACAAAACCAUUCAACACUUUGGUGUCGGUGGAUGCUGCCUCUGCAGAAGUGCUUACGGCUGUAGUCACAGAUGAUGGCAAACCAGUGGAUCUGACAGCAGGAAAGAAAUCUGUGUGCUGUGAUGUUGUCUAUAAGUUCCCAUUUACAGGAAGUUGCACCACACAGCAACCUACCACACCCCUGCCAGAAGACCGUUUUGGAUAUCGGGAUGACCAUUAUCAGUAUGACAGAUCUCCUUACGGCAUGAGAGGAUUUGGUGGAAUUAAGCCAUCAAUGUCAGAUACUAACUUAGCAGAGGCUGGUCUGUUCUUAUAUAAGAGCAAGAACAGCUAUAAUUUUAGUGGCACGACAGAGGGUGCAGUAGAUCUUACCUCAGCAAAGAUUUCUGAUGCAGGUGAAGCUGUUGACUACUCCAAGAAAGGGACUUACGCUGGAAUGACAAUUCCGCCCUAUUCCCAAGCAAGAGUCACAAGUGCUGUUGGUACACUCUUUGGUACAAGCAGUGUUUUGAGGUCAUCAAAUGGAGUGGUCUAUUCUUCUGUUGCAGCACCAAUUCCAUCUACUUAUGCCAUUACCACUCAGCCAGGGUCCAUAUUUAGUACAACAUAUAACACUCUGUCUGGUAUGCACACCAGCGACACCAUGCCUUCUCUUUCCAACCUCCAGAACCUGCCACUUACACGUUCCCAGAGUUUUCUGUCCACUAUCUCAAUUACUGCAACAGAAGAACAAGGAGAUGCCCCUCUCAAUCUAGAAAUAUCUAGAGUGGAUACUACUGCUGUCACUACAGCAACAACCUCGUUAUCCCUUGACACCUACACUGAUGCUUCUCUGGAGGCCAUAGCUGCUUCACUAGAGGCUCUGUCUUCACCCAUGGUUCCUGGGGAUGGCCAGUAUCAGGCAGAACGUGAGAGGCUGGAAAUGGAGAAACUCAAGCAACAGCGCUUGGCCGAGGAAUUAGAAUGGGAGAGACAGGAGAUCCAGCGGUUCCGUGAACAAGAACAGAUCCUGGUACAGAAGGAACUGGAAGAGUUGCAGGUCAUGAAGCAACAGAUAUUGGCCCAACAAGAAGAGGAAAGACAGGCUCACCUUAUGAUGCAGAAAGAAACCUAUGCCCAGCAACAGCAGCAGCUUGAGCAGAUUCAGAGGCUCCAAGAGCAACUCCGUAUGCAACUUGAAGAGCAAAAGCUUCGUCAGAUGUACCCUGGCGGGGACACACCAGGGCGUGGCUUGCAGGAGGCAGUUGUCUUAGGACCUGAUGGUACAGUACUGGCACGAAAGAUCACUGACAGUGGGUGUCAGACUGAUGAAGAGGAUGAAACAGUCAGCAAAGCUUAUACAGCAGGGAGAAAAAAGAGAAGCGUUAAAAAGAGUGUAGACAGUUGUGUGCAGACUGAUGAUGAGGAUCAAGAGGAAUGGGAAGCUCAGACAAGAAGCCGACAAACCCGACCACGUACAGCCAGGGGUGAUAGGGGUGGUCAUUCAGAGAUGUCUCUUCAAGCCCACACUGAGAUUUCUAUACAAACGGAUACAGAGGGGAACAUUAUAAUGGACACCAGGAUGGAACUGUCUGACUCUGAAAGGACCUCACCAAAGAAACGACCUACUCCCUUAGAAAUAGGCCAAUCUCCUAACCUCAAAGCUGAUUCCUCUACGCUUCAAGCCCCUCCUAAAUCUCCCAAAGUGCUUUAUUCCCCCAUAUCCCCUUGUAUAUCACCUAGCAAAUCCCUUGAGUUUGUUUCAUAUGAUAAGUCACUAGGUGAUACAAGCCCACAAAAGCUAAGAGGCAGUACAGAUCCAUCAAAAACCUCUCCAGCAAGUCCCAGAGGAUCGAAAUCCAUGCAGAGGUCUAUGUCUGACCCUAAGCCCAUGAGCCCAACAGGAGAAGAAAGAGGAAGUUCUGGCACCCAGUAUGGUGAUAGUUAUACUGGGAAAGGCUCAGGCGGCACACCAACAGGCACUCAAAAGAAGGUGAAAAGAACUCUCCCCAAUCCACCAUCAGAGGAUGAAUCAACAACCACUGGCCAAACAGCUUACAGUACUGGUUCUGCCCGCCGUCGGAUGUGCCGUAACUCCAACAUGGCACGUGCCAAGAUCCUGCAAGACAUUGAUCGUGAGCUAGAUCUAGUGGAGCGUGAGUCUUCCAAGCUCCGCAAAAGACAAGCAGAAUUGGAUGAAGAGGAGAAAGAGAUAGAUGCCAAGCUUAGGUACUUGGAGAUGGGAAUUAAUCGUAGAAAAGAUGCACUACUGAAGGAGAGAGAAAAGAGGGAAAGGGCCUACUUACAGAGUGUUGCAGAAGAUAGAGACUACAUGUCAGACAGUGAGGUUAGUAACAUAAGAGAGACUAGAGGUGGACUUGGCGCUGGUGAAGACGAGGAGAUUGAAAGUCAUGGUUUAGAACGUCCAAGGACAGCUCCUCAGUCAGAACUAGAUGACUUCGAGCCACCUCAAACCAAACAUGAAUAUGAAAAAUACCAGUACCAGUACAAUCAAACGCAAUAUCAGCAGUCUCUUUACCAGACUCCCCAGUCUUACCAGUCUCACUCGAUCUACUCCUCUGUCCCUUCGCUCACUACCUCUCAACAGCAGAGUUACCACCAGAUGCUUUUGUUGCAACAGAAAGCUGCAAGACAAGCAGCUCUACUCUCAGAACUGGAUGCAACUAAAUAUGAUGUCAUAAGCCGUCAGCCUGAUCCCACAUCAUCAGCCUACCUUGGGGUCAAGUAUGACAAAUAUGGCAACCACCUUGACCUCAGAGCCUUGGAGGUGGGAAGUAUAGCAAGUAGCCCAAUGUCAGCAGUAUCAGAUUCCUACUACACAGAUGUAGAUCACCAUACACCUCGGAGUUACAUGCUCCUUGAAGAUGCUGCCGAACUAGCUAAAGGCUCCACAGGCCUGUCUUCAUCUUAUAGUCUGGCUGAGAGAGAGCUGGCUAAGGCAGAGAAGUUGCUGCGUAGGAGUGCUGCAGAUCUUGGGUCUACUGACUAUUUGGGAUCCACCUCCAGACUCCAUACAUUUGGAAAGACCCCUGAUGAAGAGGAUACAAUGGAGGAACCCUAUGAACUGAAACUUCUGAAACAGCAGCUCAAGCAAGAGUUUAGGAGAAGUACGGGUGGGACAGAAAACUUAGAACAACUGACAGGUCUCUCUCAACACUACUAUACUCCAAGCACUAGCAUUUCUAGUUACUCCCAAAGACAUUACCCAAAGACAGAUAAGUAUAGCAUCAGUCGACUUACUCUUGAGAAGCAGGCAGCUAAACAACUCCCAGCAUCUAUGUUGUAUCAAAAACACAAGACUCCACUACUAGAUCCUAAAAUCUCCUCCAAGUAUUCCUCUAUUACAGACAGCAGGGGUUUGGAGACAGACUAUACCAGCUAUCUGGGGUCAACUAGUGCAUCUCCAAGAUCCAGUCGGCUCAUGCAGGAUGAGAUUACCUUUGGCCUUCGUAAGAAUAUUGCAGAGCAGCAAAAGUAUCUCGGGUCCACCUUGGGUGCCAACUUGGCUGGGUCUCUAAACUUAGGCCAGAGCUUGGGCUUGGACUCUGCCUAUCCUAGUGGUAGUCGCUCAAGACCCUCAUCUAGGCCCACAUCUUGCUAUGGUCUGGACUUGUCUAUCAAGAGGGACCCAUCCAGCUCUUCGCUGAGGCUUAAAGGAGAUGGUGAAGCAUCUGGAGAUGUGCCAAGUUAUCAAACCCCCUCUGGUCGCACUAAACCAACUAGCCUUCCGAUUGUUCAAAGUGGGCGUGGCCGAAUACCCAUAGUAGCCCAAAACUCAGAGGAAGAGAGUCCACUGAGCCCAGUUGGGCAGCCUAUGGGCAUGGCCCGUGCAUCGGCAGGACCUCUGCCCCCCAUCUCAGCUGAUUCGAGGGACCAGUUUGGUUCUUGCCUGUCUUUGCAGGAAUCCCAGCAGCAGCAACAUAUCAGGGAAGAGCCAACCAGGGGUAGGGGUUAUGUGCUGCUGGAUGACCUUCAGGGCACCAUGUCAGAUAGUGAAGCCCUAAGUGAAUCCCUGAUGGCUUUGAACAGAGACGAUGCACCCAAUGCCUACCACCUCAGACGAGAAGAGACAGACUGGUUUGACAAACCAAGAGAUGGACGGUCAGAGAAUGGACAGGAGAAGAGACAGGGAAAAGGCCCAUAUUACCCAUUCCCUCACCUCAGGGUCAAACUGCAGAGGGAUCCCAAAGACCGCAGUGUCUCAGGAAAUGGUCUGGGUAUCCGCAUAGUUGGAGGAAAAGAGGUUCCUGGCAGUAACGGAGACAUUGGAGCCUAUGUUGCCAAAGUCCUACCUGGUGGAGCUGCAGAACAAACAGGAAAGAUUCUUGAAGGAAUGCAAGUCCUGGAGUGGAAUGGUGUUCUUCUGACGGGGAAAACCUAUGAAGAGGUACAAGGGCUCGUCGGACAGCCGUGUAACGAGGCAGACGUGUGUGUCAGACUUGAUCUCAACAUGUUGGCUGAGUCUGAGGGUUCCCAUCACCUGGACUUCCAAGAGCCCAGCAAAGGGGACAGGCCCCCCAGGUCUCCGGGUGUUGAUCCCAAGCAGCUGGCGGCUGAGCUGCAGAAAGUGUCGCAGCAGCAGGCUCCCACAUCCACCUCGUCCUCCAGUCUGCCCGCCAACACCUCGGCGACAUCGAGUCCCGGGCAGCCGGGAUCCCCCUCCGUCAGCAAGAAACGCCACAGCAGCAAGACUUCAGAGGGAACGAAGACCCAGUCCCACCCCAUCUCUGGAGAGAUACAGCUGCAAAUCCACUACGACAAGCAGCUCGGCAACCUGAUCGUUCAUGUCCUGCAGGCCAGAAACCUCGCAGCGCGGGACAACAAUGGCUACUCCGACCCUUUCGUUAAAGUCUAUCUCCUGCCGGGGAGAGGUCAGGUCAUGGUUGUCCAGAACGCAAGUGCCGAAAACAAGAGAAAAUCCAAACACGCAGGCAAGAGUGUCAACCCUGAGUGGAACCAGACUGUCAUCUACAAGAACAUCCACCUGGAGCAGUUGAGGAAGAAGACUCUGGAGGUGAGCGUGUGGGACUACGACAAAUGCUCCUCAAAUGAUUUCUUAGGAGAGGUCCUCAUUGACCUGUCCAACACCGCGCAGCUGGACAACGUCCCACGGUGGCUCCCCCUCAAGGAGCAGAGCGAGGGGGAACACCACCGACGUUCGCACUCAAGCCAGGGCCGACACGGUUCUUCUAAACCCUCUUCGCAGCACUCCUCCCCUAAAACCGGCUCCUCGCAUGACAAUCAGGAUUCCCCCAAAUCAUCUGUCAUCAAGAGCCGAAGCCACGGGAUCUUUCCAGAUCCGUCCAAGGACACGCAGGUGCCCACUAUCGAGAAAUGUCACAGUAGUCCUGGCACAUCGAAGCCUUCCCCGUCCGAGGGCCAGAGCCAAAGCCACGGACACAGCCAACACUCUCGCUCGCACGGCGCUUCACGCUCCAGCAAAAGCGCCGCACGGCAACACCAUCAGGACGGCAGCAAUGGAAGCGGCGGAGGCGCUGCCAUAGCAACGGGCGAUGCCCAACAGCAGCCGCAGCAGCAGCAGCCGCCGCCACAACGCCUCCAACCAAGCCAAAGAGGCCGCCUCUCACUGAGGCACCAGAGACACAGCGUAGUGGGCGUGCUCACCAUUCAGAGAGCCCAGUCCGAUUGGCUGCCUCCCCUGCCAUCGAUUGUGUCGGCCAAAGGGAGCAGAGCGGACGGCAGACAUCUGACCCUCAGGAAAGCUGUGUCAGAAGAGAGGCCGCAGAGCACCGGAGCUCGCUCCAGCUACAGAUCCAGUGACGCCCCGGUCACAGCGGCCUCGCUGGACAGUGGCCUGAGUGGCAGCGCCUACAGCCUGUUGGACGAAGAAGGAGAGACAAACGAGGUGGACAGUGCCAUCUUCCAGGUGCCCCGAUUUGGAAAGAUCCCAAAUGGCACAGAUGCGGUGAAACCCUCAAUGGGACUAAGUGAGAUGGAAGGUAAGACCCAGGUAAUGGGAGAGAUAAAGAUCGCUCUGAAGAAGGAGGUGAAGACAGAGGGUGAGCACCUGGUCCUUGAGAUACUCCAGUGUCGCAACAUCACCUACAAGUUCAAGACUCCAGACCACCUGCCUGAUCUUUACGUGAAGCUCUACGUGGUGAAUAUCGCCACCCAGAAAAGGAUCAUCAAGAAGAAGACCAGAGUGUGUCGGCACGACCGCGAGCCUUCCUUCAACGAAACCUUCCGCUUUUGCAUGAACCCCACCGGACACUCAAUACAGCUGUUCCUGGUGUCCAAUGGUGGCAAGUUUGUGAAGAAGACCCUUAUCGGGGAGGCCUAUGUGUGGCUGGACAAAGUCGACCUACGCAAGCGAGUGGUGAGCUGGCACAAGCUGCUCGCCAGCACCGCCCAGAUCCACUCAUAGGAGGAGACUGAUAUUUAAUUAAAAAAGAUUAGUAAAUAAAAAAAAAAGCUGACCUCGAGAGGAUCAAGAGGUUUCUGACAUUCUGGGACUCUACGGUUCAACAUCUGUAACAAUGAUCCACUCGUAGGGCGGAUCGAGGCUUUCUCCAAUAACUUUCAGUGAAGUUCGGAUGGUGAUCUCUGUGACGCGGGAUGUUUGGUAGGAAGUAGUUUUGUGUUUACAGAUAAAUGAACACAUGUUUACAGGACGUUCGGUGUACAGUAGUGUAGACGGGGGUGAGGUGUUGAGUUCAGAGGUGAAGCGUGGAAUCAACCAGGUAUUACACACUUUAAUUCACAAACACACGCACGCACCGCUUUUCUCACAGUCACUCGCACAGAAGAGAAACUUUAACAGAUACAGGGAACGGACACACUUAGAUUCUGACUUAUUUAUUUAUUUAUUGAUUUAUUUAUUUAGAUGUUUUAUCCAUUGAAGAUACAGGCGCUCCUCGUGGCUUUAUUAUGAUCUGCAGAAUUUUAUCAGUCUCAUUUUGGGAAUGAAACACUGAAGACUCCACUACAGAGACCUCUUAUUUAUUUUUGUAUUACGAUAUUUAGGCUAGAGUCCUCUCAUUUUUGUCUUCUCCUCCUCGAUUAUUAUUAAAAAAAAAUCUAUCCCGGGAAGGAAGUAUAUUUUAUAACACACUACCUAGCAUUCCAAAAAAGGAAUAAAUAAUAAUAAUUCAGAAAAACAGCAGCAAGUAUGUUGUCCCCCACCCUUUUCAAGUUCUACCAAAUUAUUAUUGUUUAAUAAAUUAUAAAUAUUAAUAUAUAUCAAAUUUGACAUUAUAUAUAUAUCUAUAAAUAUAUAUAUAUUGUGCGCAUGAGUCUAUCUAUUUGCAGUGCCACAUGUUCUGCACAAAAAAAAAACACCUUUAAGGUUGUAUAUAGUGAAGUGUCAUUAACGAAUUAACACAUAUAAAUAGAUAUAUAGAAAUCUUUAUCACGGACAAUCGAGUCUCGAUGAUUGUGGCAUUUUCUUUAUCCUCGACGCCCCUUAGAAUGUGAGACGCUUUACUGUACGAGAUCUCUUGUUUUUUCUUCGUGAGGUACGAGCACAUUGCCAGUCCCGCACCGUUCGUUGGCGACCCGACAAACGCGCGCUUUUGUGGUGUUUUGCACUUCUGUUUUUUUUUUCUCACUUAGAAUGUAACACAGACGUCCUGCUACGUAAAAAAAAUUUUAAAAUAUUAUAAGGUGGGGAAGUAGAGAGGGAGAUUAUAGGCAACAUUGGGAAGCGCGAACAAAAAGAUAAACGUGCCAGAAACUAUUUUAAAACCACUAUUAGCUUCCUGGAACGGCUACUGCAGCAUCACCCUUUGUCUUGUUUUGUCUUGACGUCCCUUCAAACCCUCAGUCUUGUGUCUUUAAACGUGCCCAUUACGAUAAAUGUGUCUUUUGUGGCAGUCGAGACACAGUGCAGCUGGUUCGUUCGUCAUUUUCAGCUAAACUUAGCAGUAAAACACUUAAAUAUCCGAGUGAUUUCUAUGCAACAUCUACUGUAUGAAAGAAGUAUCUUGACUCGCCAGAAAUCGCGACACUUUGUGGGGAAACGUCCACCUUUCCUUUUUUUUUGCACUGCUGUCCUUUCACGUCCUCCACAAGCUGCUCGAAUAUUAUUUAUUCAACGAUUUUUUGUCUUUAUUUAUCGCUCUUGAGAUUUGUUUCAUACGUUGUAUUAUAUUUGUUUACAGUGCAUAUCAGGUGUACAGAUGGGCAAAGAAAAAAAAAAAUUAAGUUUUGUUUUAUACGCAGCCCAGUGCUUGUUUACAGCGUUUAGAGGGCCUCAAACUCAGAGAAUCAACCUUUUUCGCCCUUGUGCACGGACACACAAAAGCACCACGUAGCUACAAAACAAGAAAAAAAAAAUAAAUAGAAAAAGAUAGUUUCUGUUCAUUUUACGUGUGCACUCCUCUUUUUGAGUUUUCCAAGUGUGUGUCCGAGGAACUACCAUAAAGAGCGUUGUAAUCGGUGGACGUCUGACCUGAAAACGGUUUUCCAGUGUCUUUUCCUUGGUUUUAUAUCCCCAUGCUUGUGUGUGCAGCAUCUCCAAGUCCAUGCAUGUCAUCGGCUCUAAUGCAUAUCUCUUCUUUUAAGUGUUGUCUGUCUUAAAAUACCAACUCUCUCGCAAACACACAGUGAAUAACACACACACACACACAGAUGCCAUCUCUCUAUUUCCAACCUUGUAAAUACAUAGUUUUUUAUACUGGGGGUUUGGGGAGCAAUAUGUCUUUUAGCAGACAAAAAAAAAGACAAAAAAAGAAUCAAAUAAAUAAAUAAAGAGAGUGAUCAUGGACUUGGUCACUGUGCAGCGAGAUGAGACGGAGGAAGGAGCCUGUAUGUAGGGAACCCAGAUUUACCCGACCCUUUACACCAAACACUAACGGUCCACCAGAGUCUAACACAGAAGUCUAUCUUAACAACUCGAGUAGUUGCAGGAGAGUUUUAAAUGUGCUCACACUGGAUGUUGCAUGUUUCGUUGGUGGUUCAUACUAUUUUUGUGUCCAGAUACUAUUAAAGAAAAAAUACGAGAAUGAGGUAGAGAAAGAUAUAGAACAAAACGUUAUAAUAGAGGAGAGGGGACGGGGGAAUCAUGAGGAAAAACCUAUUAUAAUUAUUGACGAUGUAUGCUGACUGUACAAAGAUUAUUGCUUGUAAAACCUGUCUGGUUUUUCACUUGUAAGUAAACUGGAAAAAAAAAAUUAAAUCUACUGUCAUGGUUUUGUGAUUGUAUACAGGAGGUAUUGAUAAAUUAUGCAAAAUGUGCUGUAAAAAUGGCUGUUGCCCCAUGUCUAAAUAUUAAAUAUCAGUACAAAUGAA
Messenger RNA from Mugil cephalus (flathead mullet), 19167 nucleotides. RefSeq names its product piccolo presynaptic cytomatrix protein a (gene pcloa). The transcript is spliced from 27 exons. Lineage: Eukaryota; Metazoa; Chordata; Actinopteri; Mugiliformes; Mugilidae. Bases 251 to 16303 code for a protein of 5350 amino acids. The record is from RefSeq and is a predicted model, not a curated record. Gene Ontology annotation, molecular function: metal ion binding; protein binding; structural constituent of presynaptic active zone. Gene Ontology annotation, cellular component: axon; cytoskeleton of presynaptic active zone; membrane. Gene Ontology annotation, biological process: presynaptic active zone assembly; protein localization to synapse.